Tinamus guttatus (white-throated tinamou) is the source of this 1035-nucleotide messenger RNA. The record is from RefSeq and is a predicted model, not a curated record. Lineage: Eukaryota; Metazoa; Chordata; Aves; Tinamiformes; Tinamidae.
AUGAGCGCCUUGCACCUCAGGAAGAACCAGUACGGGCUGUUCCGGGGCCCCCGUGGCCGCCGCUCCUCGGGCCCCUGUUCCUGCAGCUGCAGCUCCCAAUCGGGUGCUGCUGUCUGUGAAUUUUUUUUAAAAGCGGCCUGCGGAAAAGGAGGCAUGUGCCCCUUCCGACACAUCAGUGGGGAAAAGACAGUUGUUUGCAAACACUGGCUACGCGGACUGUGCAAAAAGGGAGAUCAGUGCGAGUUUCUGCAUGAGUACGACAUGACCAAGAUGCCUGAGUGUUACUUCUACUCCAAAUUUGGGGAAUGCAGUAACAAAGAGUGUCCAUUCUUGCACAUUGACCCGGAGUCUAAGAUCAAAGACUGUCCCUGGUAUGACAGAGGCUUCUGUAAACAUGGUCCCCUCUGCAGGCACCGACACACUCGAAGAGUCAUUUGUGUGAAUUACCUUGUAGGAUUCUGUCCAGAGGGGCCUACCUGUAAAUUCAUGCACCCUCGAUUUGAACUGCCUAUGGGAACCACAGAGCAACCACCACUGCCUCAGCCGACACAAACACAGCAAAAGAGGACACCCCAAGUCAUUGGAGUCAUGCAGUCCCAGAACAACAACACUGGGAACAGAGGCCCCCGGCCGCUGGAGCAGGUCACCUGCUACAAGUGUGGUGAAAAAGGUCAUUAUGCCAACAGAUGCACCAAAGGACACCUGGCCUUUCUCAGUGGACAGUGAAAGAGCAGAGAGGAGAAUGCAAGGGAGCUAUUAACACUGAGAAAAGGUUUCUGCCUAGCACUAUUUUUUGAACUAUUGAUCAGGUUGUUUUUCUUUUUAAUGCCAUUACUGAAAGAACUGGUCAGAGGCUGGCUGCUGCUAAGCAACAUUUUUGUAAUUGUUCACAACUUUUUUUAUGUUUUAACCUUUUUAAAAUAGGUUUUGGCCUCCGACUAUUUUCAUUGAGCCCUGCUGAAAGGUAGAUGGAAAAGCGGAUAGAUAUGCAAACCCCUCACCGCUGCAGCAUUCUGCAUAAACACACCUUACUCC